AUGAAGGUGUUUCCCACAUUCGUCUGUCUUCUCGCCGGAGCUGUAGCAUCUGCCGCGUUGCCGGCUGAGAGUCCCGCGGGAACCAAUGAGUUCGGUGCAUCCAAGAUAACAUGGACCGGCCAAGUCAAGCCAGGCGAGCCUGCUGUGUCGAUCACGGGCACCGCAGAGGAGAUCUACGCGCAGAUUACAAGAAUCAAUCCGAACUACGACAACGAGUUGGGUUUGAAUAGCCCUCACUCGACUGUGAAGAGGCGGGAUCUUGAACCCAUUAGGAAACGAGCGACAACGUCAGAUGACUGGACAUGCGCUUACGGAAACGACGUCAACGCCGAGUCGAUCGGCGCCGGUGUUAGAUACCUGUACAGCAUUGCCAACGGGGACUGCGCCGCACCUCCUGGAAGUCCUGGCGCUGGCGGAUGUAGCGUCAGCAGCUGUAAUGCCGGCGCCGGCAUCUUUCUAUGCAACGAUUCUAGUAACCAAUUGCAUAACCCUUGCUCCAUUGUUGCCGAUAAUGCCGUUGAGGUCUUGAUCAACUGCCAGCGGAGUACCUAUAACGGCGGUAAUAGCUGGACUACAAACACUCAUGGACAAAUAUUCUCGAAGGACCGUAGUUGGAAUGUCAUACUUAACAGAUGCUAG
This is a messenger RNA of Daldinia childiae, 639 nucleotides long. RefSeq lists its product as uncharacterized. The coding region runs from base 1 to 639 and encodes 212 amino acids. The transcript is spliced from 6 exons. The record is from RefSeq and is a predicted model, not a curated record. NCBI's taxonomy places the organism in Eukaryota, Fungi, Ascomycota, Sordariomycetes, Xylariales, Hypoxylaceae.